Oryza sativa Japonica Group (Japanese rice) is the source of this 1447-nucleotide messenger RNA. RefSeq lists its product as uncharacterized. Gene Ontology annotation, biological process: regulation of DNA-templated transcription. The record is from RefSeq and is a predicted model, not a curated record. Lineage: Eukaryota; Viridiplantae; Streptophyta; Magnoliopsida; Poales; Poaceae. Gene Ontology annotation, molecular function: zinc ion binding.
CUACGUCUACUACGGCGAGGUCGUCGUCUUCGACACCACGUUCCGGACGAACAGGUGCGGCGCGGCGUUCGUCCCGUUCCUCGGGAUGAGCCGCCACCGCCGCCCCGCCGUGUUCGGCUGCGGCGUCGUCGCGGACGGCUCCGUCGACUCGUGCGUCUGGCUGCUGCGCGCGUUCAAGGAGUCGAUCCAGGGGGAUGUGCCCAAGUCCGUCAUCACCGACGGCGGCGACGCGGUGGUCGCCGCCGUCAAGGCCGUGUUCCCGGAGUCCAACCACCGCGUGUGAGCGUGGCACGUGGAGCGGUGGGCCGGGGAGCACCUCGUCGAUGGCCCGGCGCGGGACGACUUCUUGUCGCUGGCGCGCGACGCGUGCUCGCCCGCGGCGUUCGACGAGCGGUGGAGCGUGUUCAUGGCGGAGCACCGGACAGCCGAGAACGAGGGCUGGCUGGAGACGAUGCACGCGACGAGGGAGCUCUGGGCCGCCGCGUUCACCCGCCACAAGCUCUUCCUCGGCAUGGCGAGCGACCAGCGGACGGAGUAACUCGCCACGGGCCUCCACACGGGCCUCGCCGACGACAUGUCGCUGCACGACCUGGUGCGCCACGCCGACUACUGGACCUGGCGCCUGCGCGCCGACGACGCGGCCUCCAUGUCCCGGCUGCCGCUGACCACCAAUCACCAGUUCCUCGAGGCGCACGCCGCGCGGCGCUUCACCCCGGCCAACUUCCACCUCGUCCGCGAGGAGAUCGAGAAGAUGGACGGCUUCGUCGUCGUCGACACGCUGCCCACCAUGUCCAGCCCCGACGUAAAGAUCUACCUGCUCGCGCCCAAGCAGGAAGCCGCCGCCGGCGAACCCUUCGUGGUGCAAUGGUGCGACCGCGGCGGCGCGCUCGGCACCGACGACAUGGACGACGGGAAGAUGGCCGUGACGUGCAGCUGCCGGAAGAUGGAGAGCGAUCGCCUCCCGUGCCGCCACAUCCUCCGCGUGAUCACCCACCGCGGCGUGUCGCGGAUGGCGGACUGCUUCAUGCCGCGGCGGCACCGGCGGAAUCUCGAAGCAAAGCUGGAGAGGGUGGAGGAGAUGAAGGAGCUGUCGAGCAAGGUGUUCGACCUGGCGUCGGAUGACGCGGGGGAGUUCGAGGAUGUCAUGGGGUUCAUGGAGCGAUUCCUGGAAGAGCGGCGGCUCGACGCCGCGUGGGAGCCGAAGCGCAGAGGCCAUGUCGGCGUCGACACCGACGACGACGAGGGCGACUCGCCGUCGACCAAGAAGAUCAAGUUGUCCGACGAGUGAGCAUUUGAAAGAUUAUCAAACAACCCGUUUCACUGUCAAACUCUAUCUACCGAGUGUGGUUUUAUUUAUUUAUUUACUACUUCGAAAAAAAUGUUCGUGUGUUGCAAUUGGUGAAGGCUAUUUUAAUCUUAUUAUUCACUGUGGGAAUUCACUUCGUUA